Messenger RNA from Dufourea novaeangliae, 960 nucleotides. RefSeq lists its product as uncharacterized. The transcript has 5 exons. The record is from RefSeq and is a predicted model, not a curated record. Lineage: Eukaryota; Metazoa; Arthropoda; Insecta; Hymenoptera; Halictidae. The annotation marks the transcript as partial. Gene Ontology annotation, molecular function: acyltransferase activity, transferring groups other than amino-acyl groups.
AUGUCAGAGAAAACUCUUACCACAGAUAUUUUGCAACUUUUGCCUUUUGAGAAAUGGCAAUUGCUUCAAAAUAAAACAACAUAUAAUUGGCCUACUUUUGCAUAUUAUUAUUACUGGAUUGAAAAUGCCAUUAAAUGGAAGAAAAAGCGUCCAAACAUACUGAUUGAAAUUUAUUGUCCAAAUGGAGAUGUUGAGAAAGGUAUUUUUAUUGGAAUAGCUCGUUUUGCUCUACAUUUAGUGAUAUUAUUUGCAUUAGAACCAAAUAAAGAAAUGUUAAAAAAAGUAAUAACAGAAACUGAUGUUAUAAAUUGGAAUCAAGGAAUAUAUUUCGCUGGUGUUCAUGAAUGCAUUUUAUCGACUGUGCUUUCUGCAGUAGAACAACUUAAAAGUGUACAAAAUAUAGAAGUAGAACUAGUAACACCAGCUAACUUUUAUUUUAAAUCUGCAAAGGAAUGUGCAGAAAUAGAAGUUUGUAUAACAGAAGAAUGUUACAUAAAAGCUUUAGAUAAAUCAGAUGUUGCUACAAUACAUUCUGAAUGGCCACAUAAAGAUUUAGAACAUCCUGAGUUAAGCACACAAUUCAUAAGCACACUGGUAGAAAUGAAUGGUGGAGUAGGAUUAUAUUUAAAAAAAGAUGAUACCUUAGUUUCUUGGGCUAUACAUAAUGACUGGCAUGGAAUUGGAAUGGUACAAACUUUGGAACAACAUAAAAGGAAAGGUUAUGCAAAAACAGUUAUUAAUGAACUAGCAAAAAAUCUGGGAAUGCAAGGAAUUUCAGUAACAUUAUUUAUUGUCGAAGGCAAUGCAACUUCAGAAACAUUAUUUAGAAGUCUAAGUUGGAAACGUAUAUGCCGUGCAUCUGAUGUAAUAUUCGAUCAGGCAGUACCUCAGAUUCAUAUACAUCUGUCGCUGCAUUCUGAAUGUAUCUGCCACUCUGGUUGUAUGUCUGUUGUAAAUCAG